Euleptes europaea (tarantolino) is the source of this 3246-nucleotide messenger RNA. It is a transcript of the gene ANO5, whose product is annotated as anoctamin 5. The record is from RefSeq and is a predicted model, not a curated record. Bases 1 to 3201 code for a protein of 1066 amino acids. Gene Ontology annotation, molecular function: protein dimerization activity; chloride channel activity. Gene Ontology annotation, biological process: chloride transmembrane transport. NCBI's taxonomy places the organism in Eukaryota, Metazoa, Chordata, Lepidosauria, Squamata, Sphaerodactylidae. The transcript is spliced from 23 exons. Gene Ontology annotation, cellular component: plasma membrane.
AUGGAUGAGACCAGGUCUGAGACAUGCGAUAAAGGAGAGGAUUCAGCACGAACAUUGAAGUACACCAGUGUCAGUAGCCUGGGGAACUCCAAGGCCCAGCCUGCCACCGCUGCCUCUAGCAAGCUUGAUAGGUUAUCUGCCGAAAAGGCAUCGUGGCCUUUCCCUCGGCGUCCCAGGGCGCAGCUGGCACAAGGCAGACCCCGCGUUGAGGGUGGCGCUCCGCCGCCGGGGGCUAAGGGCAGGGCGACGCCUCCGAGCGCAUCCCCGGGGCCCCGAGGGAGGAGCGAGGCGUCGGGGGCGUGCGCUCCCGGCUCGGCCUCCUUCGGUCGGCUCCGGCCUCUCUGGAGCGGGGCGCGCUCCCUCCGCGGUCCCUUGCGGAGCCUCCCGGCCGCCGCUGCCAUGAACCGGCUGGGGAGAAAAGACGGCGAGACCCUCAUCGAGAUGGCCCAGGCCACCGACGGCGAGUCGGGAGAAGAAGUCAAUGGCCCUUUAUUUGAAAAUAUAUCAAACACCGAUUCAGAACAUCCCGGUAAUUCUGAGGGCCUAAGUACCACUGAGACUACAUUACUCAUCUCUGACCUUCAAGGGAAUACUGGAAGGAGAUUCAAUCUGUUCCUGAAGCGACGUCUCAGGAUUGACAAGCGACAUCAAAGCAAGGAUUCAAUUUUCUUCAGGGAUGGUGUCCGGCAAAUAGACUUUGUACUGUCUUAUGUAGACGAUCCAAAUAAAGAAGGAGAAAAGAAAGUGGAGAGGAGACGAGAAUUUGAAAGCAAUCUAGAAAAGGCAGGUCUCGAACUAGAAACUGAAGACAAAAAGGAAUCUGAAAAUGGGAAAACUUACUUUGUGAAGCUUCACGCUCCAUGGGAGGUCCUGACUACAUAUGCCGAAGUGCUGAACAUCAAAGUGCCCAUCAAGGAAAAUGAUAUUCCUUGUGCUGUUGAGAACCCCCUGGACUUUGUGGCUCAGCCAUUCAGGCUGCCAGAGAACGUGAUGCAUCCAGAACCUGACUACUUCACAGCCCCGUUCAGCAAAGAAAGGCAGGAACUCUACCUCAUUCACGAUGAGCAGACAUUUUUCUCCCCGUCAGUUAGGAACAGAAUUGUUUACUAUAUUUUAUCAAGGUGUCCUUAUGGAACAGAAGAAGGGAAAAGGAAGUUUGGGAUUAAAAGACUGCUAAGCAAUGGCACCUACACUGCUGCUUACCCGCUCCAUGAUUGCCAGUACUGGAAGAAGUCAAACGAUCCAAAGUGCGACAACGAAAGAUACACACUGUAUAGGGAAUGGGCAAGAUUUUUUCGGUUUUACAAAGAACAGCCCUUGGAUCUUAUCAAGAAGUAUUAUGGAGAGAGGAUUGGAAUCUAUUUUGCCUGGCUGGGAUUCUACACUGAGAUGUUGUUCUUUGCAGCUGUCGUUGGCUUUGUCUGUUUUCUGUAUGGUGCAUUCACAAUGAAUGAAAAUAUGAGUAGCAAAGAAAUCUGUGAACCUAAUGUAGGGGGAGAUAUUAUCAUGUGCCCUCUCUGUGACCGAAAAUGUGAUUACUGGAGGCUGAACUCCACGUGUGAGUCUUCACAGUAUUCCCAUUUGUUUGAUAAUGUGGCAACCCUCUUUUUUGCAAUCUUCAUGGGCAUCUGGGUUACGCUGUUCUUGGAAUUUUGGAAGCGGCGGCAAGCUCGGCUCGAAUAUGAGUGGGAUUUAGUUGAUUUUGAGGAGGAACAGCAGCAGCUCCAGCUGAGACCAGAGUAUGAAGCAAAAUGUACUCAAAAGAGGAAGAAUCCAGUAACUCAGGAGAUGGAGCCUUAUUUGCCUCUAACUAGCCAGGCUCUACGGUUCUGCGUCUCGGGAACAACAGUGUUGUUCUGGAUCUCCUUGAUCAUAGCAAGUAUGAUAGCUGUGAUAGUGUACCGCCUUGCAGUUUAUGCUGCUUUUGCCAGCUUCAUGGAGAACGCACAAACCCCGACUCCUAUUCGCCGUUUACUGACACCGCAGCUGGCAACAUCAGUCACUGCGUCAUGCCUGAAUUUUGUCAUCAUCAUGAUCUUGAAUUUCUUAUAUGAGAGGAUAGCCAUCUGGAUCACAGAUAUGGAAAUCCCAAGAACUCACCUUGAGUAUGAAAACAGACUGACCAUGAAGAUGUUCCUAUUUCAGUUUGUCAACUACUACUCUUCAUGUUUCUAUGUGGCUUUCUUCAAAGGAAAAUUUGCAGGUUACCCUGGCUCUUACACGUACUUGUUCGGUUCCUGGAGAAAUGAGGAGUGUGAUCCAGCAGGAUGCUUAAUAGAACUGACCACACAACUUACCAUUAUCAUGGCUGGCAAACAGAUCUGGGGGAAUGUCCAGGAAGCUGUCUUACCCUGGAUCUGGAAUUGGUGGGGCCGUCGGAGAGCCAGGAGCAGCCCAGAGAAUUUGUACAGUCGAUGGGAACAGGACCAUGAUCUGCAGACCUUUGGAGCUUUGGGCCUGUUCUAUGAAUACCUGGAAAUGGUUAUUCAGUUUGGAUUCAUUACUCUGUUUGUGGCCUCUUUUCCGUUGGCCCCGCUACUUGCUCUGAUGAACAAUAUCUUGGAGAUUCGAGUUGAUUCCUGGAAGCUUACAACACAGUUUAGAAGGCCGGUGGCAGCCAAAGCCCACAGCAUAGGCAUUUGGCAAGAAAUUCUAAAUGGAAUGGCCAUCUUGUCAGUUGUCACAAAUGCAUUCAUUGUAGCCUUCACAUCUGAUAUGAUCCCUCGGUUAGUUUACUAUUACGCCUAUUAUACAGAUCCUAAAUCACCCAUGUCUGGAUACAUUAACAGCAGUCUCUCAGUAUUCCAAACGUCAGAUUUUUCUGAUGAAAACAAACCUGAACAUUCUAAAGAAGACUAUGAAACCUGCAGGUACAGGGACUAUCGAUAUCCACCGGAGCAUGAGAGGAAGUAUACGCACACCAUGCAGUUCUGGCACAUUCUGGCAGCCAAAAUGGCUUUUAUAAUUAUUAUGGAGCAUGUUGUCUUCAUUGUCAAGUUCUUCAUCGCCUGGAUGAUCCCUGAUGUCCCAUCGGAGGUGAAAGCCAAAAUAAAGCGCGAGAAGUACUUAACCCAAAAAAUCCUACAUGAGUAUGAACUCAAUAAGCUCAGGCAGAAACUGUGCGAAGGCAGAACCUAUGCCAACAUGGAAAAGGAAGUCAUUGCCAGCGAAGGGAGAGUGGAGUUAGCAGAAGUCAUGUAAUGUGGGGACACGCUGUGUGCCUUAUGAAUUCUAGCCUGUGAAAUU